AGACUCGGGGUGGUAGAGCGCGUGAGCCUGCCGCCGGGAGCGUGUGACUGAGGCGCUGAGAGAUACCAACUUUGUGCCUGAGUGAAAAAGCUUUUCCAGGAUGGCUUUGAAUUGCUACUGGGGAGUCUUGGCAGUCUGUAUGAUGACUUUUCCAAGCACACUUUGUUUCCAGCAGGACCAGUCCAGAGUGUUACUAUUAUCUUUUGAUGGAUUUCGAUGGGAUUACAUUUAUAAAUUCCCAACGCCUACCUUUCAUUAUAUCAUGAAGAAUGGUGCUCAUGUUAAACAGGUUACUAAUGUGUUUAUUACAAAAACGUAUCCUAAUCAUUAUACAAUGGUGACAGGUCUCUAUGCAGAGAGCCAUGGCAUAGUUGCUAAUGAAAUGUAUGAUCCUGUCCUGAACAAAACUUUCUCCCUGAACAGCAUGAACAUCUAUAAUUCAAAGUUCUGGGAAGAGGCCUGUCCGAUAUGGGUCACCAACCAAAUGGAAGGACAUAGAACCGGAGCUGCUAUGUGGCCUGGAACAGAUGUAAAAAUACAUGGAGUCUUUCCUACACACUAUAUGUUUUAUAAUGAGUCUGUUUCAUUCGAAGAUCGGGUUGACAAACUUAUUGAUUGGUUUACCUCAGAAGAACCCAUAAAUUUUGGUCUUCUGUACUGGGAGCAGCCUGAUGCGAUGGGGCAUGUUUUGGGCCCAGAAAAUCCACGUAUGGGCGCAGUCAUUAGUGAGAUUGAUGACAAGCUGGGAUAUCUUGUGUCAGAACUGAAGAAAGCAAAGUUGUGGGACACACUGAAUAUCAUAAUCACAAGUGACCAUGGAAUGGCACAAUCUUCUUCAGAAAGGCUCAUAGAGCUUGAUCAGUACGUGGCUAGAGAGCUGUAUACAAUGGUUGACCAUUCUCCGGUGGUAGCGAUUUUGCCAAAAGAAGGCAAACUUGAUGAAGUGUAUGAAGCCUUGGUCAAUGCUCAUCCCAACAUGACUGUUUAUAAAAAGGAGGAGAUUCCAAAUAGAUUACACUACAAACACAACAGUAAAAUUCAACCAAUCUUAGCAAUGGCUGAUAAAGGAUGGGAAAUCUUACAAAACAAGUCUGAUCAACUUCUCUUGGGUAAUCAUGGAUAUGACAACAUCCUACCAGAAAUGCACCCAAUCUUCUUGGCCUAUGGUCCUGCCUUUAGAAAGAAUACCACCAAAGAAGCCAUGAGUCUCACAGAUCUGUAUCCCUUGUUGUGCCAUCUGCUUGGUAUCAGUUCAUUGCCAAACAAUGGGUCAUUCAGCAAUGUGGAAGAUUUGCUUCUUACAGAAGUUCCAAGAGACCUGAAUCCUAGAUAUUAUGCACAGGAGUCCUAUGCCUAUUUUAUAGGAGUUUUGCUUGGUAGCAUUCUUGUUGUUGUUUUUCUUCUAGUUUUUAUUAAACACAUAACCCACAGCCACCUACCCAGCAUGCAGGUACAACACACUGAAAUUUCCCAGCCGUUACUACAAGGGUAA
This is a messenger RNA of Emys orbicularis (European pond turtle), 1492 nucleotides long. RefSeq names its product ectonucleotide pyrophosphatase/phosphodiesterase family member 5 (gene ENPP5). The transcript has 4 exons. The record is from RefSeq and is a predicted model, not a curated record. Lineage: Eukaryota; Metazoa; Chordata; Testudines; Emydidae. Bases 101 to 1492 code for a protein of 463 amino acids.